Messenger RNA from Leishmania mexicana MHOM/GT/2001/U1103, 921 nucleotides. RefSeq lists its product as hypothetical. The transcript has a single exon. The record is from RefSeq and is a predicted model, not a curated record. Bases 1 to 921 code for a protein of 306 amino acids. Lineage: Eukaryota; Euglenozoa; Kinetoplastea; Trypanosomatida; Trypanosomatidae.
AUGUCAACCAAGCUCAUCAAUGCUGUCUGCACCAUGGCAACGCGCGAGUGCGUUGCCGAGCUUGCGCUGUUCCACCGAGCGCUCCGCACGCUUCAUCCCACCCUACCCCUCUACCUCGGCUGCAGCAGCGAGGUCCGCGACGCCGCAGAAGCGCCCACCGACGCCACCUCUCAGCUGCGUGCUCUGCACGACGACGCGCAUGUGCGGUGGGUGGUGUGUCUCGACCAGUACGGCCCGGUCAUUUCUCGCGCGGAAAUGGAGCGCCAACGCGGCGUGUGGUACCCCGCACGGCACACUGACUUCAUGAUGGAAAAGGCCAAUCUGAUGGAGCUGGCGUUGAUGACGGCAGAGGGGAGCACGCCAACCGUGGCGUUCCUCGACUGCGAUAUUACUCUGCUUCGCGAACUGCCCUGCAUACCGGCAGCUGCGGCUGUUGCCCUGUCGCCGCACUGGAUUCGCGAAUCCGACGAGGCCGUCUUCGGCGCCCUCAACGGCGGCUACGUUGUCGCCAGCACGCCGGAGGUGCUGUGGGAGUGGCGACGAGCUACGCAGACGUCACGGUACUUUGAUCAGGCUUCGCUGGAGCACGUGGCGGCUGUCUUCGAGCGGCGCGGGCAGCUGCACCGACUGCCACCGCAGCACAACUACGGGUUCUGGCGCCUCCUCCAGCCGCGCUGCGGAAGUGUCGCUGAAGAGGCGAAGCGCUUUUCCAUCGCCCAUGCGCCCUCACCGGGCACCGGGCAGCAACCAGGGGCGAUGGCUGUCCACUACGAUGGGGCACCGCUGUGCUCCCUUCACUCGCACUUUUUGAUGCCAAACCCCCCGCCAGACGUUCGCCUGUUCAACGCCGUGCUGCGGCGUUGGCUGGGGCGCUGCGCCGCCUCCAACCCCGUCUGCGCUGCGGCCCUCGCGCGCUUUUAG